AGCAGGGUCCAGAGUGGAGCAGGGUCUGAGAGGAAGCCCAGGAGCUCAGGCUUCCCUUCAGCUGCUCUCCCCCUCUAUCGUUCAUCCCAGGAGGACCCCAGCCCUCCACUGCUCCACUGUCUCCUCCUGAACAUCCUGGGCCUGGAUUCCAGUUUUACAAGGCUUCUGAGCAGUUCCGGACCCCAAUCCGUGAUGGCAAUGUCUACAUCCAAGGUUGCUCCAUUGCUCACCAACAUGGAAGAGACAGUUGGGUCUGUCGGAGAUAAACAAUUUACACACUUCUCCAAAUCUAUACUCAUUCACAAACACAGCAGUAUUUUAUCUGUGGAAGUUGUCAAGAAUAUUGAGACUGCUGUGAAAGAUGGAAAGUUGGGAGAAGUGGUCUCCAUAGUCAAAGAUAUCAUUCAGGAAGUAUCAAGGAGCACAGUGAAAAUUGCCGUGACUGGGGACUCUGGCAAUGGCAUGUCAUCCUUCAUCAAUGCCCUUAGGCUCAUUGGACAUGAGGAAGAGGAUUCAGCUCCCACUGGGGUGCUGAGAGCCACCCAGAAACCAGCCUGUUACUUCUCCUCCAUUUUUCCCAAUGUGGACCUGUGGGACCUGCCUGGCACAAGGGUCACAGCUCAGAGCAUGGAGAACUACCUGGAGGAGAUGGAGUUUGACAAAUAUGACCUUAUCAUUAUCAUCGCUUCUGAGCAGUUCAGUUCAAACCAUGUGAAGCUGGCUAAAGCCAUGCAGAGGAUGAGAAAGAGUUUCUAUGUUGUCUGGACAAAGCUGGACAGGGACCUCAGUACAAGUGCCCACUCAGAACCCCAGCUACUGCGGAGUAUCCAGGAGAGUAUUCAGGAGAACCUCCAGAAGGAGGGGGUGAAGGUGCCCCCCAUAUUCCUGGUAUCUAACGUUAAGCCUUCAUCACAUGACUUCCCGAAACUUAGAGACACACUGAAAAAAGACAUCCCCAGCAUCAAAUUCGAGGGUCUCUUAGGAACCCUUUUCCAAAUCUGUGAGAACACUAUUAAUGAGAAAGUAGAAUCCUUUAAUCAGAACAUAGAUAAGGAUAAUCUAAAAGGUUUUGGAAUUAAUAAUCCAGGUAAUCAGGGAGAGUGUCAGAAAGUCUUCCAAGAAAUCUUUGGUGUGGAUGAGAGAUCUCUCCACCAGAUGUCUCUGAUUAUGAACCAGCCUGAUGCUUAUUCCAGGGAUGCCAAGCCAUCCCAGAAUACAAAGAGAGACCAACAAGAUGGCUGGACUGUGUCUCAGCUGUGUCGUUCCAGAACCCAAUAUUUCUCUACAGGAGUUAUCUUCAUCCGUUACUGUUUUGACUCUCGCCAUCGUAGAUGCAUUCAACUGAAACAUGUGCUUAAUGAAGUUGCAAAGAAAACCAAGAAUAUUCUGUGGGAAAUCCUGAAAGAGUCCAUUAUCCCUCCUCAGAAGGGCUAGACAACUGAGGUCCUCUCCCCAGCUCUGUACCCUACAUCUAACCCGAAGUUGAGCUUACUUGAGCUUUGGAUUCCAAGUUCCUUGAGGUUAAUGGUCCACCUUUCUUGAUGGGUGUCCCCAUCAGGAAACACCAUAAUGGAUUUUGCUUUGUACCUUUUGUUUAUUUAUUAGCUGAACUAUCUGGGAUCCCAAUAUAGGAGAAAUUUCCUUAUUUUGACUGUACAGAAUCUCACGUUUGACACACAGUUAUCUUUGCACCUAUGAUAGAUAUUGUUUCUGUUAGUGGCCUCUUGGUUUUCCCAUCUCUCUUUCCCCUCUCUUCUUCUUCCCUGUCUUGGGAAGCAGU
Molecule: messenger RNA, 1780 nt
Organism: Peromyscus eremicus (cactus mouse)
Lineage: Eukaryota; Metazoa; Chordata; Mammalia; Rodentia; Cricetidae
Product: immunity-related GTPase family M protein 2-like
Exons: 3
Coding region: 193-1434 (413 amino acids)
Biological process (GO): defense response; cellular response to interferon-beta
Cellular component (GO): endoplasmic reticulum membrane
Molecular function (GO): GTP binding; GTPase activity
Source: RefSeq, a predicted model, not a curated record